AUGAAAGCACAGGAAAGUAGCAGCAAGCCGAAGGAUAAGCAAGCACCCGCUUUCCUGAGGUCACCAUCGGAUCCAAUGCCAUCCUCUCAGUGCGACCGCGCCGAAACGCCACAGGAGGUUGCAAUCACGCAGGAUCUAGCCCCAGCAUCAAACCCGCAGGUUGAGGCUAAAUCUGAGCGAGUUGCUGUCCUACAAGAAACAAGUGGCUUGCAUAUCUUAUUCGAACCGACAACAGCGUCUUCCGAUCUAGCCGUACAUGGGCCAGGAGGUGAUGGAUUCAGCACAUGGACGGACGGGAAGAGUGGGAAGUUGUGGCUCAGAGACUUACUGCCUAGAUUUCAAGGCUUUAGAAAUGCUCGCGUCAUGACCUUCAACUAUGUUCAUCCUACUUCUUUGUCAAGACGAGGAACUCGAUCUCGCACCGAGCUGUGGUUGGAUGAGACUGCAGAGUCAUUGGAGAGCUGUAUCAUGAAAACAAGGGACGAAACGAAUACACCCAGGGGAAAGCCGAUUAUGUUCAUCGGCCAUUCAUUGGGUGGCAUCAUCAUCAAAAUGGCUUUAGCGAUGGCACAUGGGAAUGAUGCCCGCAGCAUCUUCUAUUCAACGAAAAGCAUCAUCUUCUUCGGGACGCCGCGCAUUGGGCGACAACAGAAAGUAGCCGAGCGUCUCUUAACCUUGCAGAGAAUUAUUGAGGCGGCUGGGAUAAAGCAGGAUGAGGCUCUCGAAGCUUCAAGAUAUGACGGUAAUCUGAUGGUUGAUACAACAGAAUGGUUUCACGACUUAGGCAGAGGGCUUCUGGUUACCUCAUUCUACGAACGCGAGAAAUACAACGACGUACUUGUCGUGGAUGGAAAUCAGGCCAGAGGAAACUUCGCCAACGAAACAACGAUAGGUCUGGAUGCCAACCACCACACAAUCUGCCAAUUUGCUUCGGAGAAAGACGAAGGGUUCGCUGAGGUCCAUCGGGCAAUGUACAUGCACCUAAUGGAGAUUUCGAGGGCUUUGGAUGCUAAAGAACAUUCACCCACAGAGAAUAAGCGCGCUAUACUGGAUGAUCUUGAGGCAACUACUAAACCUUUGUGA
This is a messenger RNA of Alternaria alternata, 1083 nucleotides long. RefSeq lists its product as hypothetical. The transcript is spliced from 4 exons. The coding region runs from base 1 to 1083 and encodes 360 amino acids. The record is from RefSeq and is a predicted model, not a curated record. NCBI's taxonomy places the organism in Eukaryota, Fungi, Ascomycota, Dothideomycetes, Pleosporales, Pleosporaceae.